UUCAGGUACAGUAUAAAACAAUACAAUUUAUUAAAGGCUAAACAAUACAUAAACGCAGUGCAAGGCUAAACACAGUGCAAACAAACCAAACCUCCAACAGAUAAUAAUAUGUACAACAUCAAACGUAGUCAGGCGGGCCGGGUCGGUAGCAAACGGGCAGGCAAGGUACAAGGAGCAGGCGGAAGAGUGGUCAGGAAUAGCCGAGGUCGGUACAGGCAGAGUUCCAAGUCAGGAUCAGGCAGGAAGCAGACAGGAUGCAGGUACAGGGGCUCAUGGGAACAAGACACCAAGGCACUGACUGCAGGCCCAGCC
Messenger RNA from Staurois parvus, 312 nucleotides. The record is from the annotation of a GenBank genome assembly. Lineage: Eukaryota; Metazoa; Chordata; Amphibia; Anura; Ranidae.